GCCGCUCGCUCGAGCGAGCGAUCACAAGUAGAAAACAAGGAUGGCGUUAAUGUCGCUCAUAAUUCGUCGCAAAUUCCCAGUCCGAACCCCGAUUGGUAACGCUAACCCCAAUUUCUCCAUUCUUAGGCUCUUCUCUUCUUCGCCGCCGGCAUCGGCGGCGGCGGGGGAUGACCGGGGCAUCGAGAAGAUCCUGGUGGCGAACCGGGGCGAGAUCGCCUGCCGUGUCAUGCGCACCGCGCGGCGGCUUGGCAUCGGCACCGUCGCCGUCUACAGCGACGCCGACAGUGCCGCCCUGCACGUGAAGUCCGCUGACGAGGCCGUCCGUAUCGGGCCGCCGCCCGCCCGGGCCAGCUACCUCAACGCCUCCGCCAUCAUCGAGGCCGCCCUCCGGACUGGCGCACAGGCUAUACACCCAGGCUAUGGUUUCCUCUCAGAGAGUGCUGAUUUUGCUCAACUUUGUGAGACUGAAGGGCUCAUAUUUAUUGGUCCUCCAGCAUCAGCCAUCAGAGACAUGGGUGACAAAAGUGCAUCAAAGAGGAUAAUGGGUGCGGCAGGUGUACCUCUCGUGCCGGGUUAUCAUGGUGACAACCAAGACAUCAACUUCUUAAAAUUAGAAGCUGAAAAGAUUGGAUAUCCUAUUUUGAUAAAACCCACACAUGGGGGUGGGGGGAAGGGUAUGAGAAUAGUCCAAAGUCCAGAUGAAUUUGUUGAAUCUAUUUUGGGAGCACAACGUGAAGCUGCUGCUUCAUUUGGCAUCAACACUAUCUUAUUAGAGAAAUACAUAACUCAUCCCAGGCAUGUGGAAGUCCAGGUUUUUGGAGAUAAACAUGGAAAUGUAAUACAUUUAAAUGAAAGAGACUGCAGUGUACAAAGAAGGCAUCAGAAGAUAAUUGAAGAAGCUCCUGCGCCAAACAUCACCAAUGAGUUCCGUUCCCACUUGGGCAAAGCUGCUGUUUCUGCUGCCAAGGCAGUUGGUUAUUACAGUGCUGGAACUGUGGAAUUUAUAAUGGACACUAUCUCGGGUGAAUUUUAUUUCAUGGAGAUGAAUACCCGUCUUCAGGUUGAACACCCUGUCACUGAGAUGAUUGUUGGCCAAGAUCUUGUAGAGUGGCAGAUUCGUGUUGCGAAUGGUGAACAUCUACCGUUGGUCCAAGAACAAGUUCCCCUAAAUGGGCACUCCUUUGAAGCUCGAAUAUAUGCUGAGAAUGUACCAAAAGGAUUUCUUCCUGCAACUGGAACACUACACCACUAUCGGCCAGUUCCAGUCUCACCUACUGUGCGAGUUGAAACUGGAGUAGAGGAAGGGAAUACUGUCAGCAUGCACUAUGAUCCUAUGAUAGCUAAGCUCGUAGUAUGGGGCGAAAAUCGACAUGCAGCAUUAGGCAAACUUAAGAAUUGUUUAACAAACUUCCAGGUUGCAGGGUUGCCUACCAACAUUACAUUCCUCCACAUGCUUUCAAAUCAUUGGGCCUUUGAUAAGGGCCUAGUUGAAACACAUUUUAUAGAGCAUUUUAAAGCUGAUUUUUUCCCUGAUGAGGUACCAGUGGAAACAGAUGUUGCUGCUAAACUUAGUGCAACAAUUGUUGCUGCCUGCAUAUGUGAAAUGGAUUAUACAACAUUGAGAAAAAUGAUUCCAAGCGGGAACAGCUUACUUCCACUGUGGUAUAGUCAGCCUCCUUUCAGAAUGCAUCAUGCUGCAAAGCGCAUGAUUGAACUAGAGUGGGAUAAAGAAUUAACUGGAAGCUUCCCAAUGACUCUGAAGCUUGUGAUUACCUACCAACCUGCUGGGAGUUAUUUCAUUGAGAUUGGUGACAGUGACUCCCCUGGUUUGGAAGUCAAGAUCAUGCAUGCAAGAGAUCGAGACUACAAAAUUGAUGUUAAUGGACUGCAGAGCAAUGCCACUUUAGCAAUUUAUUCUAAGGAAAGAAGCAAGCACAUACAGGUUUGGCAUGGCAAGCAUCAUUACCAUUUCAGGCAAACUGUAAGGCUUGAGCAAUAUAAUGAUGAUGGGUUAGAGCACAAGAAGGAUUUUCAGGCUAGUUCUCAUCCCAAAGGGAGUGUGUUGGCUCCUAUGGCUGGUUUAGUGGUUAAAGUUGUGCUUGAAAAUGGUUCAUUCGUGGACGAAGGCCAGCCUGUUUUGGUUCUAGAAGCAAUGAAAAUGGAGCAUGUUGUCAAAUCUCCUCGUGCUGGCUAUGUGAAUGGGCUUCAAGUUGCUGCUGGCCAACAAGUCUUUGACACUACUGUUCUCUUUAAUAUAAAGGAUAAAUAACAAGGCUGACUUCCGGAAAGUAAUUCUGAUGUCAGGGGCAGUCAUAGUCAACACUUAAUGUACAUAUGAGCAUACUUCAAAGUUCAAACAAUGAACAGAUCUGAUUGCUAUGGGGAAGGUUCCCACAAAUGUGGAUCUGUGGAGUCAUAAACUGAAAUGUUUCAAUUACAAAAGCAGGCUUCAUGUCCCAUGAUCUAAAUAAUGCCUUGCAUAGUGCUAUAAUGAGAUGUAGGGAUAUUCAUUGGAGUAGGUAGCAGUGAAUUUGCUACGUCAGCAAUUUUACUGCAUUUCAUCUGACUCCUUUCAUUUGUUCCAUCUUUAUCAUUAUAAACUUUUGCCAUUUUCCCCUUGUUCCA
Musa acuminata AAA Group (dessert banana) is the source of this 2625-nucleotide messenger RNA. Its product is annotated as methylcrotonoyl-CoA carboxylase subunit alpha, mitochondrial-like. The transcript is spliced from 16 exons. Bases 41 to 2269 code for a protein of 742 amino acids. Gene Ontology annotation, cellular component: mitochondrion. The record is from RefSeq and is a predicted model, not a curated record. Gene Ontology annotation, molecular function: ATP binding; methylcrotonoyl-CoA carboxylase activity; metal ion binding. Lineage: Eukaryota; Viridiplantae; Streptophyta; Magnoliopsida; Zingiberales; Musaceae.